Somion occarium is the source of this 2403-nucleotide messenger RNA. The record is from the annotation of a GenBank genome assembly. Lineage: Eukaryota; Fungi; Basidiomycota; Agaricomycetes; Polyporales; Cerrenaceae.
AACGCUGGAAUAUUGUUCUAUGGGGAGACACACUCAUGUGCUAAUGCCAAUUGCGACAUGCCAUUACGAUCUUCCUCGGCGGUCAUGCGAUUGCGAUUUGGGGCUUCAAACUUCUGGUUAUGCUCUGCGACCGGAAGUUGGCCCAUGCCAUCCGCUUCUGACUCUCACGAAGUAGUCUAGCGGGAAAUGGCAAACCAUACGUUACAUCAUCUGGCUUUCCUACCGCACCCAUCGGGUCUUCAAGUUCCUGGGUUCUCGCUGAGUUCUUCUUCCUCCGAUUUCCCUUUCGUCCCUACCGAGUCUUCUUCCAUUAUGGGCCAACUCUCCUCCAUCAUCACUGUCGGCGAGCAUUCACCAACAUGGUGGGCUAUCGGUGUACUCAUCGUCUCGCUCGCGGUCAAGAUCACCAUUACGCUCAUCAAUGGCUACCGCACAAGGAGGUUGAUGCCCCCGUCCCCUCCUGGUCUGCCUCUGCUUGGAAACGUCUUCCAGCUGCCGCAGUUCCAGUGGCAUAGGUUCACCGAAUGGAAGGCUCAGUAUGGUGACUUGUUCUCGCUGAACCUUGCGGGACAGCCAGUUAUCGUCGUGAACAGCAUCGAUGUUGCAACUGAUCUCUUCGACAAGCGCUCUACUAUCUAUAGUGACCGCCCACCGUUCAUCAUGGCGAGCGAGAUCUUGACCGGCGGGAUCUUCAUCGCGUUCUCCAAGUACGGUGAAUUGUGGCGUAAGUUGCGCCGAGCGGCUCAUGAGGGUUUCAACGUUCGCGCUUGUGAAGAUUACCAACCUUUGCAGGAAAAGGAAUCUGCCAGGCUUGUAAACCAUAUGUUGGAGGAACCCGACAACUGGGAUGACCAUCUCAAACGAUCGGCGGCUUCUACCGUCCUGUGCGCGACAUAUGGUUGGCUCCCUCUCGGCAAGGAAGGCGACCCUUUGGUCGAAACUAUCAACAACCUCAUGCAUCGACUUGUCCAGGCGUGUCUCCCAGGUGCUUUCCUUGUCGAAAUAUUUCCCUCUAUGAAACACCUUCCGACAUGGAUGGCCAAGUGGAAGAGGGACGGUCUAGAGUAUCAUCGCAAGGAUAGUAUUAUGUUUGAAGGGUUUAUGAAUGAUGCGAAGGACAAGAAGGAGAAAGGCACUUUGGAGCCUUGUUUCGCUGGAACUCUUAUCGAGGACGAGAAGAAAUACGCUCUUACCAAAAAGGAGGCUGCGUGGUUGGCCGGCACUGUGUUCGGUGCUGGAGCUGAGACUACUGCAGCAGCCCUAUCAGUCUUCAUGCUCUCUAUGACACUCUAUCCGGAGGUCAUGAAGAAAGCUCAAGCACAGAUCGAUGCUGUCGUCGGUCGUGAUAGGAUGCCCACCUUCGCCGAUCGGGAGGAGUUGCCUUACAUCACGGCUAUUGUCAAGGAACUUCAUAGAUGGAGACCAGUCGGUCCCCUAGGUCUUCCUCGCAGGACCAUGAAAGAUGAUUGGUACAAUGGUUACUUUAUCCCCGCUGGAACUCUCGUCAUCGCCAAUUGCUGGGCAAUGAACCGUGAUCCCAAGCUCUUCCCCGACUUUGAAGAAUUCCGUCCUGAACGAUACUUGGACGCGAGUGGAAAACUCCUAGAGCCUAUCGCUGGAACUCAUCUUCAAGGACAUGUUACCUACGGUUUCGGUCGUCGUAUCUGCGUCGGCAUGAACUUAGCAAAUCAGGCACUCUUCAUUGACAUCGCUUCUAUGCUCUGGGCCACAUCUAUCGAACGUGCUCUUGAUAGUGACGGCAGGCCUGUCAUCCCUUCGAGGACGGAUUGUCUCGAUGAGGGUCUCGUUGUACGACCUGUUCCGUUCCAAUGUGUGAUCAAACCACGUGGAGCAAACGUCCCGUCGUUGGUUCAGAGUACGAUGCAGUAGAAGCCUGUGUAUGUUGGUGGGAUAGAGCAUGCAAAGAGCGUAGAUGAGCUGAGUCAGAAGAUGUGUUCCCAGGCUUUGGAAUUGAAUAGCAGUCUUGAGCCGUCUCGAUGGUUGAAUGCGUCUAUCGAGCUGUACAUGUAUGAGCCUUCUUCCUAGAUAUGUCGUAUUGUUUCUUGUCUGUGCAACUUUGCAGCCUGUACUUUGCCUGAAUGCAUUGACUUCGUGACUUGAACAAAUAAACCAUCACAACGCCUCUGACUUGCGAAGUAAAUUGAGGUGUCAGCUGGGCGGCUGACCUCCCUUUCGCUUCACUUAGAUAUUAUAUUCUGCAACCUUGCAAAGUUGUGCUUCAGCCCGCUGCGCGCAGACGCUUUUUGAGCUGACAGCUUACACAGGGUUUGCAAACAAAUAGUUCCUUUGCAAGUCUCAUACACCGAUGUGAACCAUAGUUACAGGCGCGUGUUGGUUUCCCGCUGAGCUGCUCUCGCUUUCGCGAUGGCACGCUUGAACUCA